Molecule: messenger RNA, 1594 nt
Organism: Tuber aestivum (summer truffle)
Lineage: Eukaryota; Fungi; Ascomycota; Pezizomycetes; Pezizales; Tuberaceae
Source: the annotation of a GenBank genome assembly
GGCGUCAAACAGGAACAACACGUCUUCCUCAACUCCCAACCUCUUCAAAUCAAUAGUCACCGUUUCUACAUCCUGCGCAGCUCCCACGCAUCACGGCAUUUCUCAUAGAAUUCGAUACAACCAGCAUGGAUUACUCUUCCAGCUUUAACCCUCUCUUUAAUUCAGCCACCACCGCCAAUAACUCGACAUUCGCAAACUCCGCUUUCGACGCCUCAGUCACGGUCCCGGAUUUCACCAAAGAGAAAAAGUUCACAGAGUGGCACAAAAAGCAAGGGAUUCCGGCUCCUCAGGAUUACCCGUCCUUUGCCAAUCAGCCAGCGCCCUUUUCUUCUCUACGGCAAAACCCGAAUGUACCGACCGCUGCCUCUUCAUAUAUCCAUAAAGUUUCCACCCUGCAGCCUGCGACCGAUGCAAGAGCCUCUCUGGUAUGCUCCUUCCCUCUCUGAUUCUAUAUCUCUGUACCAAACUAAUGGUUUACCCGCAUAGCUCGAAGCGGACGCGCACGGUGGUCUUAAUGAACCUUUGGAAGGAAGGAGAAAGCCAACGUAUGUUACUAACAGCCGACAUUUCAAGACCAACACUGACACAGUUCAUAGACUCAAAAAGACACUAUCGUCAUCUCCUCCAGGCUCCCCCAGUGGUCACUGGCCCAGAAACACCUUUGGAUCUCGCCCGUAAGUUUGCUUUGCUUCCUGCCCCCUUUGACCUAGGCUCACUGUUCAGAAUAAGUCGAACCCGCAACCGUUCAUCGUCCAUGACGGAUGACCAACCUCUUCAUGCUGCUGAUACAAAUGUGCCGCCUUUACUCUCAAUAUACGAUUCUAUGCCUUUCGAUCCCGCUCCGUUGGAGUCAAAGCCUGCCGAUGCUACAUUCACUCCAACACAAGUUCGAGUCGCAAACUUUUCUGAAGAUAGGUUUCCGGACCUUAUUCGUUCGUUGCGCCGAUACUACGGCGUUAUACUGGAACCGUAUUCUGGACUCCCGGCAAACGAGAGCAAGUUUCAUGAUCCUGACAUUGUUCCGCGUGAACAGUUGGACGCGAAGACAUUACGGAAGGCACAACCUCUUGCAGGUGCGGACGGAGGCCCUGGGCAUUGGGUCAGAAUUACCUUUGGCGAACGCGAAGCUGCAGAGCGCGCUGUCGCAGGGUCAGCAAAAGGUGAAUUGGUGAUUGGUGGAAGGACAAUCAUUAUCACCUUCUGGACUGAGGAUCCGAUCAUUGACAACCCCUUACCCUAUACAUCCUCUCAGAUGGAUAUCGAUCCUCCUCCCACACCGCUUAGACGAAGCAGUUCUCAGGCCUUAGCUUCACCGCGAUCCUUGAGGAGGUUGCCCACAGGUUUUGAGGAGCCCGCCCCAGGUGGUGGUGAAGGAGGUAAUGUCUACUCGGAGCACAUGCCUGGGGCCAAAAUCAUUGUACCGAAACCUGUAGAAUUCGCAAAGAGCGAAGGUUGGUUCAGUGGAUUGGCAGGCUCGCUCGUGAGCGGGCCGAAGGCAGUAGUUGCUGGGGGGCAGAGAAGCGGGGGUGGAUGGAGUCUCCCCAGUGUGUAUGGAUACGUGAUGGAUGAUCUCGUAGGGCUAAAGAGAUUGUAG